This is a messenger RNA of Vitrella brassicaformis, 2609 nucleotides long. The record is from the annotation of a GenBank genome assembly. Lineage: Eukaryota; Vitrellaceae.
CAGCGACAGAUCUGACGUACUGGGCAGCUUGAGGCUGAGAUCCAAGCAGCUGCGAUCGAAAUCCAUUGAUUUUUUGAUUAAGCGAUGAACGAGAAGCACUUCGAGCUGAUAGAAGGCCUCGUUGGCAAGAGAUACGCCGACCAGGCACUGCAGGUGGGUGACGCACACCAAGGCAACGGGGCCGCCGACCCAUGACGAUCUGUGAUGCUGAUCUUCUGGCUCGUUCACUCAUUCACCAGGCCAGGAGGUCGCGAGCGAAGCUACUGAGCGUGUAAGCGGAAGGAUACAGAUCGGCCCGUUGUCGCGAUGACGAUGUGUUUGGUGCGUGUGUGCAGGUUGCUGACUCAUCGGAAGCUGCCAUCAGAGGGCUGGGAUGACCUCACCGUACAAGCACUCAUACACGAGAUCGCUGCCAUGGACAGGUGCCACCGCUCACACGCUUUGUGGCCGUCACGUCUGUGUGUGUUUGUGUGUGUGUGGUGCGUGCGUGUGGAUCAGCAACAAUUUUCUUGGCAAUGUCGGCGUGGGUGAGAGGGAGGGCCGCGUGUACUCGUCGCUGGUCAAGCAAAGGCACUUCUACCUCACACACGGGAUCGGCAGGUCAACUCACACUCAGCCACACCAAGAUACAAGCAGCCGAGUGUUUGUGGUGUGCACACAUCCGCCUGUCUGUGUGCGUGUGUCUGUGCAGGUCGGGCAACAUAAUGGAUCUGCAGCCCAAGGCGGCCGGGUCGUCCUUGAUCAACCAGCUGACCACACAGCUGGCACUCGACGCCAUCCAGCAGGCCGGCAUCAAGGCAUGGAAACCACAGACACGCACGCACACACACAACGCCCAUUCAUACAAAAUGUGUUUGUGUAUCAGGCGGCCCGUUCGUGUGUGGUGAUGCCUCUGGCGACCGGCAUGGCGCUGACGAUGUGCUACCUGACGCUGAGGCACUCCGGGCCGCCUACUGCGAGAUAUGUCGUGUGGUCGCGCAUCGACCAGAAGGCGUGCUUUAAGGCCAUCAUCACCGCUGGUCAGUGAGCGAGUUGUCCUUGACGACGUCUGCGUGACCAUACGUCUGUGUGUACCAUAUGGCCGCGUGUGUGUGUAGGUUUUGAGCCGCUGGUGGUGCCACUGAUGCGUGACGGCGAUGCACUGUGCACCGAUGUGCCGGCAAUCGAAGGUGGGCAUCUAGACAUGCCGCAUGAAUGGUUUGGUUGUGUGAUCCGUCCGUCUGUGCGCAUCUGUCAGCUGCGAUAGCUCGUGUGGGCGCCGACAGUGUGCUGUGUGUGUCGACCACCACAUCAACAUUUGCACCAAGGGUGCCCGACAGCGUCGACCAAGUCGCGCAGGUCAGUCAGGAUACAACCCUCCCUCUCUGUCUGUGCACGUGUAUCUGUUUCUUUGCGAUGCAGUUGUGCAGUCGUGUGGGCGUGCCGCACAUCGUCAACAAUGCCUAUGGGCUGCAGUGCUCCAAGUGCUGCCACCUGGUGGAGACGGCCAUCCGCACCGGCAGGGUCGACGCAUUCGUCCAGUCGACGGACAAAAACUUCAUGGUCCCCGUCGGUAUGCAAACCACGCCACUGCAGAUGGUCGAUAUGACUGCCUGCCUGUCUGCAUUCUGUCCACUGCAGGUGGCUCCAUUGUGGCGAGUGGCGACACCAAGUAAUUCAUCACUCCCGGCACACCACUGGAUCGUUCCCAUGUGUCUUCCUGUCUGUCUGAUGUAGAUUUAUCGAUUCGUUGUCGCAGCUGUAUGCCGGCCGAGCGUCGAUGAGUCCCACUUUGGACUUGUUCAUGACGCUGCUGUCUAUGGGGGCCGACGGCUGGCGGCGACUGAGGGACAGCCGGAAGGAGCUGGCCGUGUGGUUCAAACAAGAGAUGGACACACUCGCACACAAACACGGUGAGGGAGGGAGGGAGGGAGGGGUCCGUCCAUGUGAGCAUCUGUGUGUUUAUGUGUGUGUCAGGUUGCCGCAUGCUCGACUGUCCGGCCAACAAGAUCUCAUUCGUCAUGGACAUCACGGCACUCAAGCACGGCACGACCAGAGGUGGAUCAACAAAUGGCCCCACUGCUGCUGAAGAUGGUGGUGUCGACAGCAAUGGCCGAUCGCUGACCUCACUCGGCUCCAUGCUCUUCACACACAGGCACGUACGCUUGAUGCCAACCAGCAACGCACACCUCUGCUGGGUGUGAAUGCAUCUGUGUGUGUGUGCAGGUGCAGCGGUCCCCGUGUGGUGCUCGCUGAGGCCCACCCCCCCACACGCGUCAAGGCCAAGCUCAUCGACGGCAGCCAUGACGACAACAACACAUCAGCAUCGGCCAGCGCUGCAGAGAACAGCGGCGGCGGUGAGAGUGAUGACGGCCGUCGCCAUGUGAAGGUGUUGAGUGGCCACCGGUUCGCCAACUACGGCGCCCACAGUGACGACUAUCCAUUCGCCUACCUCACUGUCGCAUGUGCCAUUGGUAGGCCAGCGCAGAACGAUGGAUGGGUGGCUGGCUGCUUGUGUCAACUCACAUGGUGUGUGUGUGCGUGUGUGUAGGGGCGACAAAAGAUGAGUUGCAAGUGUUUCUGAAGCGACUUGACGAGACGCUGACAGACUUCAAAUGACUGAUAUGCAU